ACGGUUUUGCGAAAUGCAACGGGGUGCGGAAUGCAGUAGCCAGUAGAAAGUGCCUUUUCUAUCGCAUCUGCGAAAUGCAAUGGGGUGCGGAAUGCAGUAGCCAGUAGAAAGUGCCUUUUCUAUCGCAUCGCAUAGCUAUGUCGUUGUAUGCUUUCCGACGACCUCCCUCCCCCUCCCUUUCCCUUUCCCUUCCCCUUUCCACCCACUGCCUUCCCUGCGUUCCGCGUUUCCACUGCCGAUACUUCUCCAUCGCUUCUCGACCUCCUCAAUAUUCUGAUUUUCCCGAUACAUCCAAUCACUCCGUGAAUACCACUGCACUCAAAUGGAUUUCCGCGGGAAUCUUUACCUGCUCUACCCUUGCCCUUUCCUUCUACACUUCUCUCGGUACCGCCCCAUUUCCAUCUCAUGCGGACUCAUGUGAGCCAGCUCCGCCCGCCUCCACAACUGCUUCUCUUUCGCAACCCUCGCCGCCUAAUCAAAACAAUGGAUCUAAAUUUCUCCUUGGAGAUGCAUAUAGAAGAAGGGUCUUCUUUAAUUACGAGAAACGCAUUAGGAUGCGAAGCCCUCCGGAGAAGGUGUUUGAGUAUUUUGCAUCCAUUCGUAACGAUGAAGGAGAAAUUUUUAUGACACCAGCUGAUCUCAUGCGAGCAGUGGUUCCGGUAUUCCCUCCAUCGGAAUCACUCCUUGUAAGAGAUGGAUAUCUCAGAGGUGAAAGGAGUCCUGGUGAAUUGCAAUGUUCUCCUUCGCAGUUUUUUAUGCUGUUUGACACAAAUGGCGAUGGUUUGAUAUCAUUUAAAGAGUAUUUAUUCUUUGUCACACUUCUCAGUAUACCAGAAUCAAGUUUUUCUGUGGCAUUCAAGAUGUUUGACCUUGACUGCAAUGGCCAAAUUGACAGAGAAGAAUUUAUGAAGGUGAUGACUUUGAUGCGAACUCAUAAUAGGCAAGGGGCAGUUCACAGUGAUGGACUUCGAGCUGGGCACAAGUUACAGAGUUCUGUAGAAAAUGAAGGCCUAUUGGAGUACUUCUUUGGUAGAGAUGGCGAGAAACUUCUCCAACAUGAUAAAUUUGUCCACUUCUUGAGAGAUCUGCAUGAUGAAAUGGUGAAGUUGGAGUUUGCUCAUUAUGAUUAUAAAUCACAAGGAAGCAUAUCUGUGAAAGAUUUUGCACUAUCGAUGGUUGCCUCUGCCGAUCUGAAACACUUGAAUAGGCUGCUUGAUCGGGUUGAUGAUUUAGAUAUGGAGCCAAGCCUUGCUAGCAUUCGUAUUUCACCUGAAGAAUUCAAGAAUUUUGCUGAGGUUCGAAUAAAACUGCAGCCCUUCUCUCUGGCAAUUUUCAGUUUUGGAGAAAUAAACGGACUGCUGACAAGAAAUGAUCUUCAACGAGCUGCUCACCAAGUGUGCGGAAUAUCUCUGACUGACAAUGUGGUUGAUGUUAUCUUCCAUGUAUUUGAUGUAAAUAAAGAUGGAAGUUUAAGUUCAGAUGAGUUUGUUAGAGUUCUGUACAAGCGGGAAAGAGAUCUUGCUCAACCCAUGGAGGAAGGUAUCUUUAGCUUUUUGUCAUGCUAUUGGCAUUGUUCAAGUGCCAACAGCAUCACUAGGUUCUCUUGAUCACUGUUCAUGGCACUUAUAUGGUCCUGGUUCCAGAGAAUAGUCUAGGAACCCCCUCCUUAGAGUACUAAGCCUUGUUAUUAUAUUUGAUGGACUAGCAAGCCCUCAUUGUAAAAGUAGUUCUUUUAUGCGAAAGUGACAUUUAUUUCUAACUGAUUUUGUAUUCAUUGAUGUUGCUUGCUCUCUAGUUGAAAUGCAAUGAAAUCAUAUAAGUAGUACUUGAAAUUGAAAUGCA
This is a messenger RNA of Andrographis paniculata, 1842 nucleotides long. Its product is annotated as calcium uptake protein, mitochondrial-like. The transcript is spliced from 7 exons. Gene Ontology annotation, biological process: mitochondrial calcium ion homeostasis; calcium import into the mitochondrion. The record is from RefSeq and is a predicted model, not a curated record. Bases 138 to 1607 code for a protein of 489 amino acids. Lineage: Eukaryota; Viridiplantae; Streptophyta; Magnoliopsida; Lamiales; Acanthaceae. Gene Ontology annotation, molecular function: calcium ion binding. Gene Ontology annotation, cellular component: uniplex complex.